AAUUAUGAGUAUUUUAAAACGCUUUUCUGGGUAUUAAUUAAUUAUUGUGUUGGGGUUUGCUGGUAAAUUAUUUGCAUAUUUUUAUCUACAAACUAUCCACGGCAUUAGCUUCCAGAAUCCUUGCCAAUAGCCGGUCGCAAGCAAUAUACAAAGCUAAAGAAGCGUUCACAGAUUAUCAACAAAGUCGCUGUACUGAUACGUUUUGUAUAUACAUUCAUACACACAAUUGAGUCGCCAAGUACGUUGAGAACGCGCGGCAUCCACUUUAACGUUCUGCUGCUCUUUGCUAUAUUCUCAGUCUGCUCGAGCAAUACUGCUGCGCGGUUGGUUUUUUAUUAGACAUAAUCAUAACCUAUUACCUAAUUGAGAACAAAAUGUCUAAAUCUGUGUACGAAGGUGUUGAAAAGGGACCAGCCAUUGAGGUGUUUGCCCUAAAUCGCUCAUUUUUGGAGGAUACCGAUCCUAAAAAGACUAAUCUCGGAGUGGGAGCUUAUCGCACGAAUGAGGGCAAACCGUGGGUGCUGCCUGUGGUGCGUAAAACUGAAAUUAAAAUUGCCAGCGAUGAAACAUUGAAUCACGAGUAUUUACCAGUAUUGGGCAAUGAGGCAUUCACAAAAGCCGCCGUUGGUUUGUUGUUGGGUGAGAACUCAGCUGCUAUUGUUGACAAACGAGCUUUUGGCGUCCAAACGCUUUCUGGUACUGGCGCUCUGCGCGUAGGCGCGCAAUUUUUGAACGUCAUUCUGAAACGUAAUGUCGUCUAUUAUUCAAAUCCCACAUGGGAGAAUCAUCACAAAGUAUUCGCGGAUGCCGGUUUUGAUACGCUUCGCUCCUAUCGUUAUUGGAAUCAGGAGAAACGUGCAAUCGAUUUCGAAGGUUUAUUGGCCGAUUUGGAUGCUGCGCCUGAGGGUGCCAUUAUCAUAUUGCACGCAUGCGCACACAACCCCACCGGCUGUGAUCCAACACAAGAACAAUGGAAGCAAAUUGCCGAUUUAAUGGAACGUAAGAAACUCUUCCCAUUCCUCGAUACGGCGUAUCAAGGCUUUGCUAGCGGUGAUCCGGAGAAGGAUGCCUGGGCAGUGCGUUAUUUUGUGGAACGCGGUUUCGAGAUGCUGGUCGCGCAAUCAUUUGCUAAAAACUUCGGUCUUUACUGUGAGCGCGUUGGUAAUUUGACGGUGGUACAACGCAACUCUGCUACCGCAGAAGCGGUGGCAUCGCAAAUCACAUUGUUGGUGCGUGGUAUGUACUCGAAUCCACCAGCGUUCGGCAGCCGCAUUGUUGGAACCGUGUUGAAUAACCCAGAGCUGCGUAAGGAGUGGAUGGAAUGCAUUAAAACGAUGUCUUCUCGUAUUAUCAAAAUGCGUCAAGAACUUUUCAAUCGUCUCACAGAACUCAAGACACCUGGCACAUGGGAUCACAUUGUCUCACAAAUUGGCAUGUUCUCAUACACUGGCUUGUCUGAGAAACAAGUACGCAUGCUAAUCGACGAAUUUCAUAUCUACCUGCUAAAAUCAGGACGCAUCAACAUGUGUGGCCUCAAUGAGAAUAAUGUCGAUUACGUGGCCAAUGCCAUAAACACUGUUGUUACAAAAGCAUAAAUCAAAUAUGUAUUGAGAAUUGGCAACGCAUUUAUUUGGCAAUACAUUCAAAAAAGAGAGGCUUUUACAAGGCAAAAAAAAAAAACGGAGCAAACGAAAACAUGCUAGAAUUUGCUAAACUUCAAUAUUAAAUGGCUUUCAAACGAGUACACAUAAAUUAAUUAGGGAAUGUUUAUAAGAUGUACAAUGUACAUACAUACAUACGCGUAAUAUACAAGUAAUUCAUAGCCAGCAGUCCAAAAACACCCAACCAACUAAAUGACCUCUAAAAUCGAUGACAACUCCCCACUGAUAAAAACAAAAAUAAGCAAAAAAAUCAAAAAUAAACAAAUAAACGCAACCAACAGAAUUUAUUUUGUAUUAGUAAUGCAAUAAAUGUAGAACCGUAAUCAAAGUAAAACACAAAUAUUAAAUAGAAACCGCCAAAAAUGUUUGUAUCAAGAAAUAAAAACCAAAUGUCAAGUUUAAGCAAAUAUAAUCAAGGCUAUGUAUGUAUUUACACAAAAGUUUACAAACAUAAUUAUAUACUAUUAUUACAUUACGAUAAAUAGCAAAAAACGUAUACUCUAUUUGUAAUAUUGUAGUUAUAUUAAGCGUUUAGCGAUCAGGUUCCUCGUUAUAUUGUGUGCAUACAUUCAUUUGUGUUGAUAUUAUUGCAGUAAAAAUCAAUAAAAAUAAAUAAUAAAAAUA
Messenger RNA from Anastrepha obliqua, 2285 nucleotides. RefSeq names its product aspartate aminotransferase, cytoplasmic (gene Got1). Gene Ontology annotation, cellular component: cytosol. Lineage: Eukaryota; Metazoa; Arthropoda; Insecta; Diptera; Tephritidae. The transcript is spliced from 7 exons. The coding region runs from base 375 to 1595 and encodes 406 amino acids. The record is from RefSeq and is a predicted model, not a curated record. Gene Ontology annotation, molecular function: pyridoxal phosphate binding; L-aspartate:2-oxoglutarate transaminase activity. Gene Ontology annotation, biological process: L-aspartate biosynthetic process.